CUAUUCAACAUUCAUCUCCUUCAAUCUCUCUCACCUCCUUGUUCCUCUCCUGCGAAGCAUUGAAUUCACCAUUCUCUCUUUCUCUCUCUCUCUCUCUCUCUCUCUCUCUCUCUCUCUCUUUCUUUCUCUCUCUCACAGAUUCGUCCACAGCUCCAGAAUAAGCUUCACCUCUUCGCAUUAAAUCGUUUUCAAAAUCGCCAAGGUUUGGGUUUCUUCAAUGAGCAGCAAAUUGAUGGUGAUGGAUUUCUAGCAACGGACCUGGAAUUGAAGAACUUCGUUUUAGUAGAUGGUUGGUUGUGAGGGACUGUUGAGGGUUCUUAUGAAGAGUUCUGGAGUUACUGAGUUGAAUUCCUUCUACCCCAUUCGACCAGAAUGCCAAGCUGAUGUUCCAGCCACUCGUUUCAAACCAAGGGCUGGCAAAACUCUAAGUGCAAGAAGAUGGCAUGCAUCAUUCUCUGAAGAUGGUCGCUUGGAUAUUGCGAAAGUGCUUAGACGAAUCCAGCGGGGGGGUGUCCAUCCUUCAAUCAAAGGGGAAGUAUGGGAGUUCUUGCUAGGUUGCUAUGAUCCUAACAGUACAUUUGAAGAACGGAAUGACCUCAAACAACGUCGGAGGGGGCAGUAUGAUAUGUGGAAAGCUGAAUGUCAAAAACUGGUCCCAGCCAUUGGUAGUGGAAAAUUUAUUACAACACCCAUCAUCGGUGAUGAUGGCCAGCCAACAGAUCAUUCUUUGGUAGGCGUCCCGGCUUCAGAUAAGAAAGUUGUGCAGUGGAUGCAGUUAUUACAUCAGAUUGGUCUGGAUGUUGUUCGAACAGAUCGAGCACUUGUCUUUUAUGAGAGUGAAGAUAAUCAAGCAAAACUUUGGGAUGUUCUAGCAGUUUAUGCUUGGUUGGACAAUGAUAUUGGUUAUGUACAAGGAAUGAAUGAUAUUUGCUCACCUUUGAUUAUUCUUAUUGAGAAUGAAGCAGAUUGCUUUUGGUGCUUUGACCGCGCGAUGCGAAGGAUGAGAGAGAACUUCAGGUGCAGUGCAAGUUCAAUGGGGGUGCAAUCUCAGUUGGGUACACUCUCACAGAUAAUGAAAACAGUUGAUCCCAAGCUUCAUCAGCACCUUGAGGAUUUAGAUGGUGGAGAGUAUCUUUUUGCAUUUCGCAUGCUCAUGGUUCUUUUCCGAAGAGAAUUUUCUUUUGCAGAUACUAUGUAUCUUUGGGAGUUGAUGUGGGCCAUGGAAUACAACCCAAGCAUCUUCUUCAAAUAUGAGGAGCCAGAUCGUGCUAAACCAAAAGGCCCUGCGCCUGUAGUAAAUGACAAACUCUUAAAGCAAUAUGGAAAAUUUGAGAGAAAAAAAAUGAAGAAUGGGCAUACAGAGGAAAAUAGUGCACUAUCUGUUUUUCUUGUUGCAAGUGUUCUUGAGAUCAAGAAUAGGCGGAUUUUAAACGAGGCCAAGGGUGUGGACGAUGUUGUCCAGAUCUUGGGUGACAUAACCUCCAAUCUUGAUGCUAAAAAAGCAUGUAAUGAAGCAUUGAAAAUUCAGAAAAAAUACCUGAGCAAGACCAAGAAGGCAUGACAGAGACAAUAGUAGAUUUUCUGUAACUAUAUGAUGGCAGCUAUGGUUAUAUGAUCUUCUGAGGUUUCAGUUGCUCCUUAUAGGCUAUUGUUUACUUUCUCUUUCAUUAUUUUCUUUUCUUUUCUCUUAGUGGUGGUCAGCAGUUCCUUGUUGAUCAUUUGAAAAUCAAAUUUUAAUCUUAUACUUUGAAAUAUUCUUCAAUAUCGAUGCCAUGAGAUCCAGGGAACCAGAAAAUGUUAACUUUAGAUAAA
Messenger RNA from Gastrolobium bilobum, 1812 nucleotides. Its product is annotated as rab GTPase-activating protein 22-like. The transcript is spliced from 12 exons. Gene Ontology annotation, biological process: activation of GTPase activity. The record is from RefSeq and is a predicted model, not a curated record. NCBI's taxonomy places the organism in Eukaryota, Viridiplantae, Streptophyta, Magnoliopsida, Fabales, Fabaceae. The coding region runs from base 287 to 1561 and encodes 424 amino acids. Gene Ontology annotation, molecular function: GTPase activator activity.